Molecule: messenger RNA, 3299 nt
Organism: Episyrphus balteatus (marmalade hoverfly)
Lineage: Eukaryota; Metazoa; Arthropoda; Insecta; Diptera; Syrphidae
Gene: hep
Product: dual specificity mitogen-activated protein kinase kinase hemipterous
Exons: 10
Coding region: 144-3029 (961 amino acids)
Biological process (GO): protein phosphorylation
Molecular function (GO): protein kinase activity; ATP binding
Source: RefSeq, a predicted model, not a curated record
UAUUAUUUCUUUCUGUUCGGUGUGGUGUAGUUUUGCUAUAUUUUCUUUUAGUUAAGGAAAAUACAUAUCUACUGUGUGUUUGCAAAAAAAUAAAUAAAAAAACUACAUAAUAAAGUAGAAAAUAAAAAGAUUUUAUCUUAGAAAUGUCUAGUUCUAUAGACACUAUUGGCAUUAAAUUACAAACUCUAGAAGAACGAUUGCAAGCCGAAAAUGAUUCACGUAUGGUAUUUCCACCACAAAUGUCUGCCCCUCCUCGACAGACACUACCAACCCGCCCGCAACAUUUGGAAACGACCCCAGUUCGUCCUAGGAAAUCCUUGAAUUUACCAGUUGUGGCACAGCAUCCUGCUGCCGAAACAGAAACAGACAAAAAACUGAAAAAAAUCAUGAAACAAACUGGAAUUCUAACAAUAAAUAACCAGGCAUAUAAGACGGACAUUCAAGACUUGAAACAUUUAGGUGAUCUGGGCAAUGGGACGAGUGGUCACGUGGUGAAGAUGCAACACAUUCCAAGUGGAACUGUGAUUGCAGUCAAACAAAUGCGCCGAACAGGCAACACCGAAGAGAACAAGCGGAUACUUAUGGAUCUGGAUGUAGUCUUGAAAUCGCACGACUGCCAAUACAUUGUUCAGUGCCUGGGAUGUUUCGUUCGUGAUCCCGAUGUAUGGAUUUGUAUGGAAUUGAUGGCAAUGUGCUUCGAUAAGCUAUUGAAACUAUCAAAGAAACCCGUUCCAGAAAAGAUUCUCGGUAAAGUAACAGUUGCGACUGUAAAAGCACUUUCUUAUCUGAAAGAAAAACAUGGUGUCAUACAUAGGGAUGUUAAACCUUCAAAUAUUCUAAUAGACGAAAGGGGGAAUAUAAAACUUUGUGAUUUUGGAAUAAGUGGUCGAUUGGUUGACUCAAAAGCAAAUACAAGGUCAGCGGGUUGUGCAGCAUACAUGGCACCUGAACGAAUCGAUCCCAAAAAACCAAAAUACGAUAUUCGAGCCGAUGUUUGGUCUCUUGGAAUAACGCUUGUUGAACUAGCAACAGCGCGCUCUCCUUACGAAGGUUGUAAUACUGAUUUUGAAGUGCUAACAAAAGUCUUGGAUUCCGACCCUCCCAGCCUUCCACGAGAUAAAGGUUUUAGCUCAGAUUUCCACGAUUUUGUUACAAAAUGUUUGACAAAAAACCAUCAAGAACGACCAAAAUAUCCGGAACUCUUAGAACAACCAUUUAUUAAAUCUUACGAGCUAGCGUUUGUUGAUAUACCACUCUGGUUUAGAUCAGUUGUUGAAACAUCUGGAAUCAGAACACAUAAUAGAGUUUUAAGUGCAAGUAACUCCGCAGCAUCAGCAGUUCUAACAACAACAACAAAAACAACAACACCAACAGCAAAAACAAUAAUUUCCAGCUCAGAAUUACUUCGCAAGCCUGUCAAAAUAACUCAAAUACCUAGCUAUCAGCACUACUUGAUAACAAAUACAACAACUAUAACAACAACAACACCAACAAAUACAACAACAAUAAAACCAAAAACUUUUCCCCAGUACAAUAAUCAUCAGGAAUUGCGACCACAACAAUCAUCAUCUAUACCCGAACCCAUAUCUUCAAAUAGAAUAAAUAUCUCUCAAACACCAAAUAUUGAACAAAAUAUUGUUAACGAUAUGAGUACAUUCUAUAGAAAAUCACCGUUUAUGCAAAGAAAAAUAGGAUCUAAUCAAAAAUAUUGUGAAAGUCCUCGAAAAGAAUCAAUGUUUAGUAGUAUUGGACAAUCUAUUAUGCGUAACCUAACGACGUCACCCUUUAGUCAAAAAAGAAAUCCAAUUCCACCAAAUAGCCAGAUUGAUUCCACUUGGAAAAUGUCAAAUUGCCAUGAACCACCUCUAUUCGACAGAACUGAUAGCUAUGGCUCAGAACUGAUGCAGAAUACACCUGCGAUGUUACCUAAAAGGUUUGAUAUGCCAUUGAAUUCUACAAAUAAACCCGAAAGCCAGUCAUUUCAAUUCCCUCUACAAAAACAAGGAAAUCAAAGCCCUAUUGUUCUUCAACGGUUUUAUCAUCAACAAAAUCAAUAUCGGGAUAAAGAACGCUUUAACUCCGAUGGAGUUACCAAUCCUUUUUUGAAUAGUUAUGUUCCAAACUAUCAAACAUCUCAAAUACCGAUUUCAACGAACCAAUCGACUCCGUCAACAUCUAGUCAAUCUUCAAAAUCUAGCUCUGCACACAUGGAUAGUAAUGGUUAUUCUUCGCUUAGCAAUCAAUACUUACCUAUCAAUAGUUUAAGGGCGAGUCGAGCGCCUUCUUCUCCAACUAAUGAUUGUUCGAAUCUGCCUUAUUCAAACUUUUUAGAGACUCCCAACUGUGAGGCUGUGAAAACAAAUAAAUUAUAUGAAAACUUCGUGUCCGGUCGUCACACCGGUUCAGCAUCUCCUGUAUUAAAAGAGAACGCUCCUAGAGAUGAUCUUGGAUGGUUUAAUAUUCUUACAGGUGCAAUGAAACGUCAGUUUUCUUCUUACGUUAAGCUGCAAUUAAAUUCUUCAUGUCGAGAAAGUGGAGAUAAUCGAACAAAUCCUGUUGAUAAUUGUGGAAGUUUUUAUCGUAAAUCUGAACCUUGUAGCAGUGGGAAAUCAUCUCUGUUAAAUCCCAGUAGUUCAAUACCAAAUUCAACGGAAAUGAUGACUGAUCAAACGUUGUGUAGUGUUGAUCAUCAUUUAAAUAAAACAACCGAUGGAAUACAGCGAUGUUAUGUCCAGUCUCCAAGCCCACAUAUAUUGACAGGCAUCGAUCGAAGACAUCGUAGCCCAGACCCCCCUCCGAGAUAUAACCGCGGACAAUCACCUCUUCUUUUAAGAAAAAACUUACUAGAACUAAGUGGACAGCCACCGGGGUCACCGUUAUUAAAUAGACGCUUCAUAAAUGCUUCUCCCCCACUCCCGCCACCCAGACGUGGUUCUGAAAGUGUUCCUGGAUCACCGCAACAUUUUCGAACUCGCGUUCAUUAUACUCCAGAGCCACAGAGACGAAUAUAUCGGACAAUAGAUCAAUGAGUAGCACUUCAAAUCAUGAUCAUGUGAUAUUUGUAUGGAUUCGAUGAUGACGGUAGUGGACUGAAUUAUUCGGAAGCCAACAUCGAUGAGGAUGUCUAACGCACAUGCAAUUCACUAGAUGUUUCUUUUGGAUGUAAAGCUGACUUAUAAUUCAAAAUCGAGAAACUAUUAGUGCAAUAUUCCUAUGUAAUUUUCUUUUUGUAUAGCCUCAGAUUAGAAGAUCAUUCAGUGACUUACGUCUACAUACAGCACUUUCCUCAUAAUAAUAUA